Messenger RNA from Centropristis striata (black sea bass), 1272 nucleotides. It is a transcript of the gene srsf3a, whose product is annotated as serine and arginine rich splicing factor 3a. Gene Ontology annotation, molecular function: RNA binding. Gene Ontology annotation, cellular component: nuclear speck. Lineage: Eukaryota; Metazoa; Chordata; Actinopteri; Perciformes; Serranidae. Gene Ontology annotation, biological process: mRNA splicing, via spliceosome. The record is from RefSeq and is a predicted model, not a curated record. The transcript is spliced from 7 exons. The coding region runs from base 202 to 687 and encodes 161 amino acids.
AACCGCUUCCGGAAACGGAUCUCACAAACCGGAUGUAGCGUCGACGUGUAUAUCUACGUAUGGCUGCUCACAAAGUUAAGCUAGCGGCUAAAACGGUCGGUGUGCAAUCUGCCGCUAACAUUUUUUGACGAGCCGCAGAUACGAAAAAGGGGGCAUCCAGUUGUGGGAGUUGAACAAGAAGAUAUUUAAUUUUUUGGCAAAAUGAGCCAAACUGAAAGUUUCCCCCUUGACUGCAAGGUUUAUGUUGGAAAUCUAGGCAACAAUGGAAACAAGUCAGAGAUUGAAAGUGCUUUUGGGUACUAUGGUCCUUUAAGAAGUGUUUGGGUUGCCAGGAAUCCCCCAGGCUUUGCUUUUGUAGAGUUUGAAGAUCCCAGAGAUGCAUCUGAUGCUGUGAAAGAACUGGAUGGAAGGAGCAUGUGUGGCUGUCGGGUGCGUGUCGAGUUAUCCAAUGGGGAAAAGCGCUCAAGGAGCCGUGGGGGUCCUGCAACCUGGAGUGGUAGACGCCCUCGUGAUGAUUUUAGGCGGCGUAGUCCUCCAGUCAGGCGCAGGAGAAGGACCCGCAGUCGCAGCAGGUCUCUUUCAAGAGAAAGGGACAGAUGCAGACAUCGAUCUCUGUCCCGAGACAAGAAGGGCCCAAGAUCUAUCUCACGGUCCAGGAGUCGUUCCCGGUCUAACGGGAGAAAAUGAGGACCUAAAACAAUGGUUCAUCUGCAGGAACUUGCUAUGGUUUGGGAAAAAAACAAAUUUUUAUAGUAAUGUUUUUCUUUUCUCUGGGGUUGGCCAAGUUACAUAUUGUGUAAUCGCAGUCUGUUGAAAUUAACAACAAAGGACUGAAGUCUUUUUCUGCUAAAGCAAAUUCUGUCUUACCCUGCAUGUUUUUAAAUGAAAUACUGGAUUUAGUUUUACAUUACCAUCCUGUUUUUAAACUGUUGAAUUAAAGCUUGUGAUGUUUUUAUUUGUUCUUGUUUGCUAUUUUUAUUAUUGGUUGACUCUUCAAAUACUGGCAGUGGGUUAAUAUGAGAUGCAUCACCAGUAGGAGUGUACUUAAUAGAGACAGAAAUCAGACUGACAACAAACCUUGUUCAAUACUGGUGCUGUUAUUUGCAGACUCUUAGAAGCCAAAACAUCAUCUGUAAUUCUGUAUUUUAUGUGUCACUUUUGCAAAAAAAAGAAAAAAAAGGCUUUUAUUCCAUUCAACUUUGCUUAACUCUCUGAGCUCUGAUACUCUGUGCUGCAAACACAACUUAUUCAAUAAAUGGUUUUUCAAGGUUA